GCGGAAAUAUGGAGCGUUUUUAUUGCAAUUUUAAGAAAAAGUGUACGUAAUCUGCAAGCUUGUACGGACGUCGGCCUCAUAGAGCACGUGCUGAAAAGGCUUCGGAGCGCCGAUACUGUCGUGGCUGAUCUUUUAAUAGAAAUGCUGGGAGUGCUCGCUAGUUAUAGCAUUACCGUGAAAGAAUUGAAGCUUUUGUUUGGUGCCAUGAAAGCUGCGAAUGGGAAAUGGCCACGUCACUCCGCAAAACUCCUUAACGUUCUAAGGCAAAUGCCCCAAAGGAAUGGACCUGACGUAUUUUUUAGUUUUCCUGGCAGAAAAGGCUCUGCUGUUGUUUUACCUCCGUUAGCUAAGUGGCCUUAUGAAAACGGUUUCACUUUUACCACAUGGUUUCGAUUAGAUCCGAUUAAUUCAGUUAACAUCGAAAGAGAAAAGCCUUAUUUAUAUUGUUUUAAAACCAGCAAAGGUGUUGGAUAUUCUGCUCAUUUCGUUGGAAAUUGCUUAGUAUUAACAUCAAUGAAAAUUAAAGGGAAGGGCUUCCAGCAUUGUGUAAAAUACGAAUUUCAGCCCAGAAAGUGGUAUAUGAUUGCAAUAGUUUACAUUUAUAAUCGAUGGACAAAAAGUGAAAUCAAAUGUCUUGUGAAUGGUCAAUUAGCGUCAAGCACGGAGAUGGCGUGGCUCGUUUCAACAAAUGACCCGUUUGACAAAUGUUAUAUUGGGGCAACACCUGAGCUAGACGAGGAGCGCGUUUUUUGUGGUCAAAUGUCCGCUAUAUAUUUAUUUAGUGAAGCUCUUACUACACACCAGAUAUGUGCCAUGCAUAGGUUAGGACCCGGUUAUAAAAGUCAAUUUAGGUUUGAUAACGAAUGUCACUUGAACCUUCCUGAUAAUCACAAAAGGGUGAGUGAUUCUGAGCAAUCAAGUAGCAUGUCGCAACCUGACUCCGAACCAUCCGUUUUAUAUGACGGGAAGCUAUCAAGUGCAAUAGUAUUCAUGUAUAAUCCGGUUGCCACAGAUAGCCAGCUUUGCCUGCAGUCUGCGCCAAAGGGAAACAUUUCUUACUUCGUCCACACUCCACAUGCUCUCAUGCUACAAGAUGUGAAAGCUGUGAUAACACAUUCCAUCCAUAGUACGUUAAAUUCUAUUGGAGGUAUUCAGGUUUUGUUUCCGUUAUUUUCUCAAUUGGAUAUGCCUUAUGAAUGUAAUGGAGCGUCAGAUUCUAAACGUGAUCCCACUUUAUGCUCAAAAUUGUUAGGCUUCAUAUGCGAAUUAGUCGAAUCGUCGCAAACAGUGCAGCAACACAUGAUCCAAAAUCGUGGAUUUCUAGUCAUCAGUUUCAUGUUACAAAGAUCAUCGCGAGAGCAUUUGUCGGUAGAAGUUCUCGGCUCAUUUCUCAAUCUUACAAAAUACUUAGUCACUUGCCUCACGGCAAAUAGUGAGCUACUCUUAAAACAGUUGUUUUGCUUCUCGUUCCUCACAUGGCAGCUACUGGAUCAUGUACUCUUCAACCCGGCAUUGUGGAUUUACACUCCGUCGCCCGUUCAAUCCCGAUUGUACUCUUACCUGGCCACCGAAUUUCUGUCUGACACGCAAAUCUACUCCAACGUGCGAAGGGUCUCGACCGUCUUGCAAACUGUACAUACGCUAAAAUACUACUACUGGGUCGUCAAUCCUAGAGCGAAAAGCGGAAUAAUGCCGAAGGGAUUGGAUGGUCCUCGGCCUGCUCAGAAAGAUAUAUUGGCAAUUCGUGCCUAUAUUUUACUCUUUUUAAAACAGCUAAUAAUGGUUGGAAAUGGCGUGAAAGAUGAUGAACUUCAAAGUAUUCUUAAUUUCUUAACAACUAUCCAUGAGGAUGAAAAUUUGCACGACGUCUUACAAAUGCUAAUUUCCUUGAUGUCGGAACACCCCUCCUCCAUGGUUCCCGCGUUCGAUUGCAAACACGGAGUAAGAUCGAUAUUUAAACUUCUAGCAUCCGAAAGUCAAUUAAUUCGCCUGCAAGCGCUAAAGCUUCUUGGAUUUUUUCUUAGCCGAAGCACCCACAAACGAAAGUUCGACGUAAUGAGCCCGUUUAAUUUGUACACGCUUUUAGCCGAACGUUUGUUACUUAACGAGGAUAUUUUAUCUUUACCCACUUAUAAUGUUUUAUAUGAAAUUAUGACAGAGCACAUUAGCCAGCAAAUUUUAUACACACGACACCCCGAACCGGAAUCGCACUUUAGGCUUGAAAAUCCAAUGAUACUCAAAGUGGUCGCUACACUUGUACGACAAUCGAAACAAACUGAGCAACUAUUGGAGGUAAAGAAGCUGUUUCUGUCAGACAUGACGUUGCUCUGUAAUAACAAUCGGGAGAAUCGUCGUACCGUGCUGCAAAUGUCAGUCUGGCAAGAGUGGUUGAUAGCGAUGGCUUACAUUCAUCCGAAGAACACCGAAGAACAGAAAAUAUCGGAUAUGGUUUACUCACUGUUUAGAAUGCUGCUACACCACGCAAUCAAGUACGAGUAUGGUGGAUGGAGAGUAUGGGUCGAUACUUUAGCUAUUGUGCAUUCCAAGGUUUCUUACGAAGAAUUUAAACUGCAAUUUGCUCAAAUGUACGAACACUAUGAACGUCAGCGUACCGAUAAUAUCACAGAUCCGGCAGUACGUCAACAGCGUCCGAUCAGUACUAUUUCCGGUUGGGAUCAACAAACGCAAGCCGCGGUGCAAAACGGUUACCACUCGCCCGAGGAGCAGUGGCAUCGUACACCGGCAACCGUUCGAGAAAUCGACAACGAGAAAUCGGAACCAGUAUGUAACUGUGAGCUUAACUCGCCGGUUUCAGAGGGCAGUCCUGCGUCCUUCAUUACCAAAAGGGACGACAGCGAGGGUGUCUCGUUAGAUUCGCGAACCAGCGACUUGUACAGCGACGUUAAAAUCGGGAAGGAGUCGCCGUUCUCUCAGGAUUCCCCAUUAAAAUCCCAAAUCGUCGAAGAUGUGACCGAGCUAGGCGAGGUAAUCGAAGAUUCGCCCAUUUGUAACGGAAUCCACAGUGGAAGUAGUCCCAGUCUCGAUAGUCCCUACAAAGAUGUUCUCGAUAAUAAUUUAACUGAGAGCCUAAAGACUGAAUUCAUCGAAAAUAUUGUAGAGGAAAUUAUAAGCAAGUCAGAGAAGUUAUUACUGGAAAGCAGUACUGUGGAAAUUGUUGAUAACAAGUGCGAGGAGGAAGCUGCCGAUGUAAAUAUUAAAAGUGAAAGUGACAUUGACAAUGAAAUAAUUGAAGUGGUAGCUAAUGAAGAAAAAAGCGAAGUCGUGUCGCCGAUUGAAGGUAGUCCCCAGAAAACUGUGGAAGGUUUGGACAGUUCGACUAGUCCGGAACGAGAAAUUUUAGACAGCGAUGUUUCGGAUCGUUACCUCACACCAACGGAGUUGAGCGAAGCUACCGAAAGGAAAGAUGAGGCGCAAGUUGUUGUGGAAGAAGUUUUAGUGCGGGAGCAUUUGGAAAAUGAAACCGAAACCGUAACGGACAGCGUCGUGGAAACUGGAGACGAACUUCCCCGCGAUACCGCGUUAAGCUCUACAGAUGGGGGUGAUGAACAGUCUAAAGAAAGUGAUAGUACGGUGGAAGCAACAGACGAUAGUAAAAACUCGGAGGCGUUAUUUCAAACUGUGCCAAUUGAAGAUAAAACAAGUGCUGUGCAAGUAGAUUUAGAACCGUCCAAUGUUGUAUCUAGUGUAGAUAAUUCGAACAUUCCUAAGGCAACUGAUGACGUUGUCAUUGUAGAAAACAUUCCGACAAUUUCGCAAAUCUGUGAUCCAACUAAUUUUGUACCAAGUGAAUCUGUCGAAAAUAGUUCUGUACUUAAUAACAAUAAUAAUAAUAACAGUGAGUCAAUAACGGAUGUCGCAUCCAGUAGAGGGCCGGAAGAUGUUAAACGUCGAGUUAGUUUACCUUCUAAUACGUUAGAAAGACAGGAAAAAUCGGAAGAUUCUGUUGCUAAUCAAUCAUCACCUCAAAAACGACCCCGAAGUGCUUCUACAUCUACUCAGGUUGAUUUAAAUCAUUUUACGGAAAAUAAAGGUCCCAAGACGGCGCCGCCAUCUGCACGUCCCAUGUUUAGUCCCGGACCGACGAGACCCCCAUUCCGUAUUCCAGAAUUUAAGUGGUCUUACAUACACCAAAGACUGUUAUCUGAUGUUUUAUUCUCAUUAGAAACGGACAUUCAGGUGUGGCGGAGCCAUUCGACGAAAUCCGUCCUGGAUUUCGUUAACAGUAGCGAGAACGCCAUUUUCGUUGUAAACACGGUUCAUCUAAUCUCGCAGUUGGCAGAUAAUCUUAUAAUAGCGUGCGGUGGCCUUUUACCUUUGCUUGCGUCUGCGACCUCGCCAAAUAGCGAAUUGGAUGUAAUCGAACCAACGCAAGGUAUGCCAAUUGAGAUUGCGGUAUCCUUUCUUCAACGUUUAGUUAACAUGGCCGACGUUCUCAUUUUUGCCAGUUCACUAAAUUUUGGAGAGCUAGAAGCCGAGAAGAACAUGUCCAGCGGAGGAAUACUCAGACAGUGUUUAAGACUGGUAUGCACUUGUGCAGUCCGCAACUGUUUGGAGUGUAAAGAAAGAAGCCGACCGCACUCUACACUUGCACCACCACCUCUAAACACUAGUCAUAAGGCAGCACACUUGCAAUCUUUCAUCCGUGGAGGCCAAGGUUCCCCAAAGAAUAUCGCCGAAAAUCUAUCGAGCCAAUCGAGUCCAGUUAAAGAUCCGGAGAAAUUGUUGCAAGAUAUGGACGUCAAUAGGCUACGCGCAGUGAUUUAUAGAGACGUGGAGGAGACGAAGCAAGCUCAGUUCCUUUCACUAGCUAUUGUGUAUUUUAUUUCGGUGCUAAUGGUGUCAAAGUAUCGAGAUAUUCUCGAGCCGCCUGUAUCGAUACGCGCGCCCAGUCCACCGCCGACUAUACGAAGUAACGGAACUUCGCAUCAUUCUGGCAGCCCUCAAGAGGGCAGUGCGAGACCUCUAUUUCCGCAGUGGUCACAUCACGUUUACCCCCAAUUUCUACCCGGCUCCCAUCCCAAUGCUGUGACGCAUCACAAUUACGUACGUCACAGGCACUCCUAUGUCAAGCACCAUUACAAUCACAACAAUAAUCACCACUCCCACCACUACAACCACAAAGUUGACCACCGGUACCAUAGAAACUCCAUUGCCAGUCAUACAGCAUCGCGUGCUAUUAACAAUCAGCCGGCAGCUCACGAUGACGGCGACUAUGAAGUAAUCACCGCUUAUGUUAUGGAAGACAAUAAUUCUGUCGUACAAGAUCACGAGCUCAAUUCAGGCCCACCCUCAAUUAAGGUUAGCGCUAGACAGCGGCCAACAAUUGGACGUGGGUAUUCUGUAGAUUAUUCUGUGGAUGGGAUGAAGCAUGCUCGAACUCGUGAUGGUGUUCGUAAUAAUAAUAAAAAGAGUGUUGACUCAAUAGAAGAUGUUCGUUCCGUUAAUUCUUCAGAGACUAAUAAUUUAGAGGUAAAUAGCGCAGUAAUUGACAAUAAGCAAUUGAACAAUGAAGAUAACUGGACCGACAUCAAUCUGAACGAAGACACCGAUACGAUAACUGCGAAAGAGGAUUCGAGAAACCUUCAGAAUAUAUCCCAUUCGCAUGUCGAUACCGAAGGAAACUUGACUUCGGAAAGAGGCGAAAAGUUACAUCCCGACAUUGCGGUUGUUCGUGUCCCGGACAGCUUGAUACAAACCCCUACGCAAGUACAUGCAGACGACUUGCCGAUAAACAACUUGGUCGAACAUAUAUCUGUGCCUACGCCCUCGCGCGAAGCGUCUCUCACUCAGAAGCUAGAGAUGGCGUUGGGGUCCGUGUGUCCUUUACUGAGAGAGAUCAUGGUCGACUUUGCUCCCUUCCUAUCGAAAACCUUGGUUGGUUCGCACGGUCAGGAGUUACUUAUGGAGGGAAAGGGUUUGACGACAUUCAAGAACAGCAACUCGGUCGUGGAACUGGUGAUGCUGUUGUGUUCGCAAGAGUGGCAAAAUUCGUUACAGAAGCAUGCGGGCUUGGCAUUCAUCGAGCUUAUUAAUGAGGGAAGACUGUUGUCGCACGCUAUGAAGGAUCACAUUGUGAGAGUUGCGAACGAAGCCGAGUUUAUCUUGAAUAGAAUGAGGGCUGAUGAUGUACUUAAGCAUGCCGAUUUUGAGUCACAAUGCGCUCAGACGCUUAUGGAUAGGAAGGAGGAGGAGCGAAUGUGCGAUCAUUUAAUAACAGCGGCAAGGAGAAGAGAUACGGUUAUUGCCAGUCGACUGUUGGAAAAAAUUCGGAAUAUUAUGUCUAACAAACACGGAGCAUGGGGUUAUAUGGAUCCUAUAGGCGCUAAACUGAACGAAUUUUGGAAGCUUGACGCGUGGGAAGAUGACGCGCGGAGAAGAAAACGAUUCGUUCACAAUCCACUGGGCUCCACUCAUCCUGAAGCUACUCUAAAAGCUGCCAUUGAGCAUGGAGCACCUGAAGAUGCAAUUUUGCAGGCCCGUGAAGAGUUUCACGCACAGUUGGCGGUGUCAAGAGCUCAACAACAAAUGCAGACUAGUGACCUGAUGGAUGACAGUGAACUUUUAACUGAUGAUCGUGAUUUGGAUAAUGAUCUUACUGGUCCUGUAAAUAUUAGCACUAAGGCGAAGUUAAUCGCACCUGGAAUUGUGGCACUCGGUAUGGUUUCUGUGACAUCGACCGAACUGUAUUUCGAAGUGGAGGAAGAAGACGAGGAAUUUAAGAAAAUGGAUACAGAGGUAAGUUCUGACAUUAAACAAUUUAUAUUGAUGGGAGUGGUAGACAAAAACGUUAUCUAA
This is a messenger RNA of Photinus pyralis (common eastern firefly), 6816 nucleotides long. RefSeq names its product neurobeachin (gene rg). Gene Ontology annotation, molecular function: protein kinase binding. The transcript has 29 exons. Gene Ontology annotation, cellular component: cytosol; membrane. Gene Ontology annotation, biological process: intracellular protein localization. The coding region runs from base 142 to 6816 and encodes 2224 amino acids. Lineage: Eukaryota; Metazoa; Arthropoda; Insecta; Coleoptera; Lampyridae. The record is from RefSeq and is a predicted model, not a curated record.